Molecule: messenger RNA, 1729 nt
Organism: Medicago truncatula (barrel medic)
Lineage: Eukaryota; Viridiplantae; Streptophyta; Magnoliopsida; Fabales; Fabaceae
Exons: 2
Coding region: 135-1382 (415 amino acids)
Source: RefSeq, a predicted model, not a curated record
AAUAGCAACCACAAAAUUCAAUAUACAGUAGAGUCCAAGCCCAUAACAAUGUUGGUCGUCGUUCGUGAUCGUGGAGUAAAGGUUUUUUUUUUUCUUUCUUUUUUCCUCCUCCUCUGUAACUUGGAACUACGAAAAUGGAAGAAUGCGAGGUAAUAGAUUUAUACGAACUUCACUAUUCAGAAUUAUCAUCACCAUCUUCAUCCAAAGUAGAAGAUUCCAUAAUGGAAGCACUCGGAUCUAAUGGUCCAGGCCUCCUCGCCGUCACCGGAAUCCCUAAUAUAUCCAACCUCCGCUCCUAUCUUCUUCCUCUCGCUCGUAAACUCUCUCUUCUCUAUUCUCAAACUCGUAACCGUAUCCUCAAGGAAAAUAAUUUAGGUAGUGAUGUUUCGUUGAAAAAUCCACAUAGGAGUGUGUCUUCUUUUGCAAGGCAAUUGAAUUAUGCAAAAACACAUUCUGAAGAGAAAGAUAAAGAUGAAGUUUAUGGUAAUGGAUUUCAGAAUCUAGGAAAUGUUUUUCAAGAGUUGGGAUUUUGCAUGAUGGAGGUUGGGCUUUGUCUUGCUAGAAUUUGUGAUAAGGCUAUUGGUGGAAAUGAAUUGGAGCAUAGUUUAUUGGAAUCACUUGCUGCGAAGGGGCGUCUUAUUCAUUAUCAUUCUCGUUUAGAUGCUCUUCUGCUUCAAGAACUUGAUAAGAGCAAGAUGAAUAACAAAAGAAGAGUUAAGAAUGUGAAGCAAUUACAAGGGUCAUGUUUGAACUCUGUUGCUUGUGAUUCAGUUCAUUCAGAUUUGUGGCAGCAGUGGCAUUAUGAUUAUGGUAUAUUUACUGUUCUAACGGCUCCGUGUUUUCUUUUACCAUCUUAUUCGGAGAUGAGUACAAUGCAAGAUUCGGAUAAUUGUGUUGAAUGUCCAUCGCCAACUGGGCAUACGAAUUUGCAGAUAUAUGAUCCUAAUAAGAAAAGGGUAGUUAUGGUGAGGGCACCUCCUGAAAGUUUUAUUGUUCAAGUUGGGGAAUCAGCUGAUAUAAUCUCGAAAGGGAAGCUACGAUCGACCCUACAUUCUGUUUAUAGACCUUCAAUGAUUGAAAAUUUGUGCAGAGAAACUUUUGUUGUAUUUCUGCAGCCUGCAUGGACUAAAACAUUCUCUAUCUCGGAUUAUCCUCUUGGAAAAUCGACAUUCGAUGGGGUAGAUGGUCAGUGUUUAAUGGUGGAUGAGUUUGAUGAUGAAGAACAACGCUCUCGACAGGAUAAUAACAAACUGAGUCUAGAAAUUCAGAAAAUAGUUCCCCCACUUUCAUCGCGGUUAAAGGAUGGGAUGACUUUUGCUGAGUUUUCACGCGAAACAACAAAGCAGUAUUAUGGUGGUAGUGGUUUGCAAUCAAAUAGAUGACUAAGAACUCGUUUGGACUCACAAGGCGGCAGAAUUUCCCGCAUCUCAAUUCCAAACGAAAUUUUUGUUAAGCAACAAAUAUUAGCUUGUCAAUUGUGGGUUAGGCGGAUAGCACAUCGUAAUUCCAAACAAAUGCUAAGAAGUUUGGGUUAGUCUGGAAUCAAGUCAAUGUUAUCCCCUUGCCAAAGCAAUAAGACUUUGAAAAGCUAACCUUACUGAUCAUGUAUUUCAGUACCUUCUUUACUUUUCUGAAUAACCAUUUUUUUUGCUAGGAGAAUUAAAUAAUAGAGAAUGAUUUUGAAUUUAUAGAGUCGUUUAAAUCAACACUGAAAUUUUUUCCUUUUUUC